Messenger RNA from Thalassophryne amazonica, 4627 nucleotides. Its product is annotated as cadherin-22-like. The record is from RefSeq and is a predicted model, not a curated record. Gene Ontology annotation, biological process: multicellular organism development; cell-cell junction assembly; homophilic cell-cell adhesion. The transcript has 14 exons. Gene Ontology annotation, cellular component: plasma membrane; catenin complex; adherens junction. NCBI's taxonomy places the organism in Eukaryota, Metazoa, Chordata, Actinopteri, Batrachoidiformes, Batrachoididae. Gene Ontology annotation, molecular function: calcium ion binding; cadherin binding. The coding region runs from base 1194 to 3593 and encodes 799 amino acids.
UCUGCGCUUCUCGGGAUCAGAGCGACACCAGCUCCAGACGCGCAUCGCGGUGGCACACGGGGCGCACGGAGCGUCCGUCCCGCACAGGAUCGUAUGCGCUCUUUCACUCUCCGCAGCCGUCUUCAAGUUGUGUCCAUAGCGGCGGCAGAAACACAAAGAGAACGCAGAGAAAGCGCCUUGCGAUUGAUGUGGUAUGGUAUGGGAAAGACAACCUGAAGGACCCCAGAGCCGUCAUUCACACAGAGAGGCAGCGAGGCCAUUUGGCUGAGGGAUGGUUUGUUCUUUUCCAGCCUGAAUCAUUGAUGGAGCUGUCAAGAUAAGGAAAUACCACCGGAUCGCUGAACAGUGAACUUUCUAAACCAGUGGAUUGCUUCAGAGGGGGAAAGAAGCUGUCCAGGAUCAAACAAAGCCACAGACAGUGAAAUCAGUUGGAUUUUUCUCACUUCAAGAAUUGUGCUUUAACAGGAAAAGCCAGUUUUCUCAGGAAGUGGACGACAGAUGACUUACAUAACUGUUAAAUAAUGUCACUAUAAAAUGGACACAAUAGAAGUAAAGCACCUGAAACACUGAAGAAACCACACUGACCUUUGGAACUGACAUUCAAUGAUCACUGCAAGACACGAGUUCCUUUGACUAAAAGGCAUGAAGUGAAUUUGGAAGCUUUUCAAGUUGUUUUUGCUUUUGUUUUUGUUUUUUUAAAGGCUAAGCCAAGAAUGAAAGGGAACUGUCACUCUUCCUCCUCAACACAAUUGAAUCCCUGUGCCCUCGUUUCUCCAGUGAGCACACAACUAGUCUAGCUGUUUGCUCCAUUCAAAAAUUCAAAGCUUCAAAAGGAGUUUUUUUUUUUUUUUUUGAGGGGGGCUCGGAUUUACUUUUGUGAAUUCAUACCAACAUUCUGUUCACUGCUUCAUGCCGUGAAUGGCUGACAAUGCUCCAAUACAAAGCAGAUCCCUGCAGUUAUGAAUCCAAUAUGCUGAAUGAGCUGCCCUAUGUUCAGCAGAAGACUUCAGGAUGAUCCAAGGCCCUGUGGAUUAACAUCCAACACAUUUUCAGCUUUCCCUGGCUGAGCUGUAUAUUUUUAUAAGCUUGAACGCCUUCACUAAAACCUAACCUUUCUGCAUAUUUUACAUUCAAUGUAGGGCUAGGUCAUAUCUUAUUUUUAUUUUAUUUUAUUUAUUUUUGUUUCCAUUACAAUGGCUCUUUUUUUGACAGCUUGGACAGUUUUGCCAACAUUAGGCCUUCUUAGUUGCUGUAACUUUGGGUGGUGUGAACCUUCAAGGACUAGCAGUUUGGCUUCUGGUGGGAUGAAGCAGCAGUCAGGGCCCUCGUCCCUGGAACGGGUUAAAAGAGGAUGGGUCUGGAACCAGUUCUUUGUAGUAGAGGAGUACACAGGAACGGAGCCGCUGUAUGUAGGAAAGAUUCACACGGACUCUGAUGAGGGUGAAGGCAACAUCAAGUACACAAUCUCCGGAGAAGGUGCUGGCUCCAUCUUUAUCAUUGAUGAACUAACAGGAGAUAUCCACGCCACAGAGAGACUGGAUCGUGAAGAAAAGGCCUUUUAUACACUCCGGGCUCAGGCACGGGACCGACUCUCCAAUGACCCGCUAGAACCAGAGUCAGAGUUUGUAAUCAAGGUCCAGGACAUCAAUGACAGUGAGCCCAAGUUCUUGGAGGGUCCCUACAUCGGCAGUGUGGCAGAGCUGUCACCCAUAGGAACAUCAGUGAUGAAAGUCACUGCAUCAGAUGCAGAUGACCCGGCAUACGGAAGCAGUGCCAAAGUUGUUUACAGUGUCUUGGAUGGAGAAAAGUUUUUCACUGUGGACAGACACUCAGGCAUCAUCAUGACAGCAGUGGCUGACUUGGAUCGUGAGACACAGGACCGUUAUGAGUUAGUUGUCAAGGCAACAGACAUGGCAGGACAAAUGGGUGGCCUCUCCGGUUCAACCACAGUGACCAUAGUGAUCACAGACGUUAAUGACAACCCACCACGCUUCCCGCAGAAGAUGUACCAGUUUUUGGUGUCAGAGGGUUCGGCCGUGGGAACCCCAGUUGGCCGCGUGAUUGCUACAGAUGCAGACAUGGGAGAGAACACGGACAUGAGCUAUCUGAUCAAAGAGGGAGGGGAGCUCUUCAAAGUUACUACUGAUGUAGAGACACAGGAGGCAGUUGUGUCCAUUAAGAAGGCACUGGACUUUGAGACCAAGCGCACCCACAAUGUUGUGGUGGAAGCAGUAAAUAAGCAUGUUGACCCUCGCUUCGUGGACCUGGGCUCCUUUAGAGACCAGACUAUUUUUCGGGUCAGUGUGUCAGACACUGAUGAGCCACCCAUCUUUCAACCAGCAGAGGGCACUAUUAUGGAAGUGCAGGAGGAUAUCAAAGUUGGAGCGUUAGUUGGUGUCGUCACUGCCAAGGAUCCAGAUGUGAAGAAUAAACCCAUCAGGUUCUCCAUAGUUCGGAGCACAGAUGAGGAGAUGAUAUUCCAUAUUGAUCCUGAUACUGGCGCCAUCACACUUGGAAAGAGCUUGGAUCGGGAGACUGCAGGCUGGCACAAUAUCACUGUGAAAGCAGUGGAAGCAGAUAAUCACACCAUGGCUUCUCAUUCAGCUGUGAGUAUUCGUAUUUUGGAUGUAAAUGAUAAUCCUCCUGAACUUGCCACACCUUAUGAAGCCUCCAUCUGUGAAGACGCCAAGCCUGGCCAGCUCAUCCACACCAUCAGUGUGGUGGAUCGAGAUGAGCCGCAAACCGGACAUCGGUUCUACUUCACCCUGGCUCCCGAAGCCUCGAGUAAUCGCCACUUUACUCUGUGGGAUAUCAAAGACAACACAGCUGGAAUCCGGACUCAGCGGUCAGGCUUUAACCGCCAUAAGCAGAAUGUGUACUUCCUGCCCAUCCUGGUGGUUGACAGCGGGCCGCCUUCUCUCAGCUCCACAGGCACCCUGACCAUUCAUGUCUGCGGCUGCGACCCAGAUGGAGAGAUCCAGUCCUGCAAUGCCACAGCCUAUGUAAUGAGUGCCGCUCUCAGCCCUGGAGCCCUGAUAGCACUGCUGGUGUGCCUGCUCAUCCUCAUAGUCCUUGUUUUGCUGAUUCUGACACUGAAGCGCCACAGGAAGAGCCAGAGAAUGGCAGAGGAUGAAGAGGACAUGAGGGAUAACGUCAUCAAGUACAACGACGAGGGCGGUGGGGAGCAGGAUACUCAGGCUUAUGACAUGAGCGCCCUGAGGAACCUCUAUGACUUCCCCGAGGCCAAGAGCUGUGACUCUGGCUCAGAGAUCCGCUCGCUGCCUCAGUGGGUUCAGGCUAACCGGGCGAGUGGUGCUGAGGCGGCUUUGGCAGCAGCAGACUACUCCUUAUUCAAAGGCUACAUCCGUAAGAAGGUGGAGCAAGCAGACGCGGACCUGUCAGUGCCACCGUAUGAUUCCUUUCAGACAUACGCUUUUGAGGGCACCAGUUCACCCGCUCUUUCCCUAAGCUCCAUCCACACGCUGUCCACCACAUCAGAGCAGGAUUUCUCCUACCUCAGCGACUGGGGACCACGUUUCAGGCAACUGGCAGGUUACUAUGCUCCAGGAAAUCCAGAAGAGGAGGGGUCCUAGCACAGCUCCUUGGCGGAGAGACUUUUAAUUUCCACUCUGUCCUCUUCUUUCCACCUCUUCUGCCUCAUCUUCUCACCUCAUGGCACUCAACAGAGAUCAUCAGAGCCAGUACUGUGUACUCUGUAAGGACAGAGCACCGCCUCAUUAUCUCUCUAAAGAAGAAACCUCCCAGCGCCUGACUUUAAACUCAAGUUUCUGCUUACAAAAAACAAAACAAACACUUCUGUUUGUGUGUUGUUUGUAUGAUUCUCCUUGAGUUAAGUGAGAGAAAGAGAAAGGUAGCCACUCAUGAAAAUUGCUGUUUAAACACAGUCUGUCUAAAAGAAAGGAUUUCUCUGCUGACGGUUUUCAGACUUCAAAACAUCUUAUGUUGACUAGGUUUUCCCAUACCAAGGCAAACUGUCUGAACAUGUAUUUAUUUCAGAAGGAAUAUUUAUGUAUUUAUUCAUUUUUAUGUAUUUAUUUAUUUAUUUAUUUACACCACAAUGGCAAUGGCAAGACUGAACUUUGCUGAAGUGCUCAACAAUAAAAUGAGGGGAGGAGGACAACAUUUAAGGAAAAAAAGGACUGCUGUGACAGUGGAUCACAAUACGGUGUCAUUUGGGGAAUAUAAAAUUGCAUUCUUAAUGCUAAAGAGAAAGAAAAAUAUUUGUAUUUAUUUUGUAUAUGAUGACUUUUGUAAAAAAAAAAAUAGAAAAAGAAAAACUAUGUUGGACAGAUUAAUGGCAAAGAAACUCUAAAUGGGUUGGAGACAGAUGGACAGCGAGAACGUCUGGUUUGGCCUGAGCUGUUGAGACUGACACACUCUCCCUCUGUUCUUGUGAUUUAUAAAGCGCUUUUUGGAGGUGACAUACUGAGGACAAUUGUGUUCUUUUCCAAUCCUCUCCACAGCCAAUUGUAAGGCAAUAAGGCACAAACCUCAACAGUGAUUUAAGACUAAACAAAAUGACUGCUCCAUGGAAUUGGCUGCCGGGCGCCUUUGUCCCAAGAAGAGCCUCUUUUCAUUCUUCAAUUGUGUGUGAAUGUGUACAAAA